Messenger RNA from Xiphophorus hellerii (green swordtail), 4797 nucleotides. RefSeq names its product serine/threonine-protein kinase WNK4-like. Gene Ontology annotation, biological process: protein phosphorylation. Gene Ontology annotation, molecular function: protein serine/threonine kinase activity; ATP binding. The coding region runs from base 16 to 4194 and encodes 1392 amino acids. Lineage: Eukaryota; Metazoa; Chordata; Actinopteri; Cyprinodontiformes; Poeciliidae. The transcript has 24 exons. The record is from RefSeq and is a predicted model, not a curated record.
GCUGAUAGCGCGCGGAUGUCAGGCUAUGACAUCACAGAAGCAGAAGAACAGGAGGAGGAGGACCUGGACUCAGAUAGGAACCGAACCUCAGCCAGAACUUUAAAGGUCCGCCAGGUGCGCUGGAUUUACCGGUUCCGGUCCAAAGCUGAUCAAAGCGGACAAACACAGUUCUUGAAGCUCCGCCCACCUUUUGUGACGUCACAAUCGCACCUGAAAUCAGCCACGAUGACGUCGACACCUGAGAUCGAUGCGAAGAAGAGAACCGAGGAAGAUGAAGAUGAAGAGGAGGAGGAAGGUUGGAACCUUCCGGUCAAAGCGUCGGAGGACGACCCGACCAGCCAAUCAGACGCCGGGGAUAAAACCGCCGAAGGGCUGAGCAUCGGCUGGGACUCGGCCGAGGAGUCCGGCGUCACGCUGUCCGACUCCACCAGGGAGGAGUUGCCAUGGCAACGGCAGAAGCAGGAGGCGCGCGACGAGGCGGAGACGGUGGCGGUGGGUUCGUCUCCCAACGGGCGAUUCCUGAAAUUCAACAUCGAGAUCGGAAGAGGUUCCUUCAAGACGGUUUACAAAGGCCUGGACACGGAGAAGACGGUGGAGGUGGCCUGGUGCGAGCUGCAGACUCACAGUCUGAGCAGAUCCGAGCGCCAGCGCUUCAGCGAGGAGGUGGAGAUGCUCAAAGUCCUGCAGCAUCCCAACAUCGUGAGGUUCUACGACUCCUGGAAGUCCGCCAAGUGCAUCAUCCUGGUGACGGAGCUCAUGACGUCUGGGACGCUCAAAACGUACGUGCGCCGGUUCCGCCCGAUGAAGCUCAAGCUGCUGCAGAGAUGGAGCCUGCAAAUCCUGAAAGGUCUCCACUUCCUGCACUCGCGCUCGCCACCCAUUCUCCACCGAGACCUUAAAUGCGACAAUGUCUUCAUCAAUGGACCCACCGCCUCGGUCAAGAUCGGGGACUUGGGCCUUGCGACGCUCAAGAAGGCCUCGUUCGCCAAGAGCGUCAUCGGAACUCCUGAGUUUAUGGCUCCCGAGAUGUAUGAGGAGAAGUAUGACGAGGCCGUGGACAUUUACGCCUUCGGUAUGUGCAUGCUGGAGAUGGCAACUUCAGAGUAUCCGUACUCCGAGUGUCAAAACGCAGCCCAGAUCUACCGCAAAGUCACCAACGGAAUCAAGCCGGAUAAUUUUUCUAAAGUACAAAACCAGGAGCUGAAAGAGAUAAUCGAGGGCUGCAUCCGAACCAACAGCAGUGAGAGGUUCACGGUUCAGGAUCUGCUGGAGCACCGGUUCUUGCAGGAAAAGACGGGUUACUAUGUGGAGCUUGCUGAGGAAGAUGAUGGUGCAAAGGCGGCGCUGAAGCUCUGGCUCAGGGUGGAAGACAAGAAGAAGCUUCUGGGCAAAUACAAAGACAACAAUGCCAUUGAGUUCCUUUUUGAGCUGUACAAAGACGUCCCUGAAGAGGUCGCCCAGGAGAUGGUGAUCCUGGGAUUUGUGUGUAAGGCCGACUACAAGGUGAUCGCCAAGGCGAUCAGGAACCGAGUGACUGCCAUCAAGCAGCAGCGGGACAAAAAGCGCCGCCUGCUGGAGGAAGCUCUGAACAACCUUAAAGCGGUUGUCAGCAGGAAGGCCACUGAGCCCGCCUCCGAUCAGUCCAAACUGUCCAAUCAGAAGCCUGCAUCGGUUCUGACUGCUUCUGGAAGAAUGGCUAAUCAGAAUGAUGUUCCUGCUGACAUACAAGCCCCGCCCACGGCACCCAGCCCAACAGGGAUGUGGUUGGCCAGCAGCAGCCCGGCAGAUUCUGGGAUCAGCGUCUUGUCCAGCAAAACGGAAGAAGAUGGAGACGAGGACCAAGACAAGACAACCAGACAGGCGUCUCACUCCUCAGCUGCCUCAGCUGACUGUGAGACAGGAAUAUUCUUCAACACCCCUCCUGUGACUCCAGAGGCUCCUCCUCCUUCGUUAAGCUCCGCCCCCAAUCCAGGGACUCCGCCCCCUUUGAGACGGAAACAUUCCAAAGCUCCGCCCUUCCCGGUGUUGCGCUUCCCGAAGAGCAUUGCUGUUUCCCAAAGUUCAGAGAAACAUCGCACUGAUUCACGCUGCGGCUUCUGCUCACCUGUCGACAGCUACUCCUCUGACAUAACAUCCAUGAGUGACGGCAACGAUGGCCAAUCAGAACGGAGCAAGCAGGAAGCAGCGAAAAGAGAAGCAACGAAGCAGUUCAGGCGUAGAGCCAGAGCCCGGCUGAGGAUCGUCGGGGUGUCGGACAAGGUGGACCGAGUGGUGGAGUGUCAGCUGCAGACUCACAACAACAAGAUGGUGACCUUCAAGUUUGACCUGGAUGGAGACAAUCCAGAGGACAUCGCCUCUGUGAUGCUGCACAGAGACUUCAUCCUGCCAUCAGAGAGAGAGGGGUUUAUUCUACGCAUGUAUGAAAUCAUAAAGAGGGCGGAGUUAAUGAUGCAUCAGCAGCAUCCAGCAGGCGCCAGCAGGUUGCCCAACUUGACUGCAUCUGCAUUGCCCGAAUCACAGUUAAACGAGGCAACAAAGGGUCUGUCCAGGACUUUGUCCUCGUCCUCUUUACCUGAUAUUGAUAACAGUGACCCCUCACCUUUGAAAGCUAUGGAUUUCCGCAUCGACAAAGAGGCCACACCCCUCGUCAGACCACUGAGGUCACAGUCGUUUCAGACUCCAUCAGCUUCCUCCUAUCAGCACCCCCAGGUCUCCCUCCACUACCCCCACCAAGAAUCCAACACUACUCCCCAACCGCAUCCCCCACAUGCUGCUCAAUAUCAACUCCAGACUCACCCCUAUUCCACUUACACUGCCUCCUUCCCAACCAUGUCCGCCAUCUCCCGACUGCCCCGGGUGCAAAGCAACCCUUCCCUUUUCACGCCUACCUCUUCUCCACCAGCACCCAACCCUCCCCAAUGGCCCUCCGCAGACCAACCUUACUUUUCCUUGGCUAAUGUCAUCUCUGUGGCAAUGAGUGUGGCUCAGUCCCUCUUGCCCCAAUCUGGGGCCCCCAAUCAGGGCUUGUAUCCCCACACUCCGCCUUUAUCUCCCCCAUUCUCAAACCCCCAACCUCCCCUCUCUUCCUCUGGGUCUCCAUCUUUGGGUUCUGGUCUCCAUCAUCAAAACCAAGGUUCAUUUUCCAAUUCCUUCUCCAUACAACAAACAUACUCCCCACCAAGACCUCGGACUGGCUCAUGUAGGGACAGUGAGCAGGGUCCCAGAACCAACAGGGUCCCAGAAACACCUCAGCUCAACAGUUCUGUCCGUAAAGCUGACUUAGCCUCACCCCCUCAUGGUUCAGGUACACCCUUUUCUCCAAGUCUGACCAGGAGACCCAAUCACAGAGAAGAGUUCUCAGACUCAUCGACCUCUUCCUCCACAUCAUCUCCUCAUCCAUCAACUCCUCGCAAAAUGGUGUCCCCUCCUGUUUCUCCGUCAGGAAGAAUGUCUCCGACCCUGAAAGUAAAGAAACCAGGUUUCACAGUUGGACGCUUCCAGGUGUCGCCCUCUUCAGGAGGUCCCUCUGUCAGUCAUCAAGGACCAUCCACUCAAGACCACACCACCGCCACCACCCGGUCCGUGACUCCAUCCAAUAAAAAUCAACCAGAGCACACAGGAAGCAGUACAGAGACGAGCCAAUCAGAGAGCAGCAACCCCACAGUCACCAUCUCCCCUCCUGGCAACAACGACAGCCUGUCUGGUCAGGAGCAGAAGACGAAGGGGAGCCGCAGGCAGAGUGUCAGUCUGUGGGAGGGGUCAGGGAGCAGCCAAUCAUGGAGCCGCUCUACCACCUACAGCUCUGAUGAAUCAGAGGACGAGGAAAUGUGGGAGGAGCUAAUAGAGCUUCGUCACAGACACCUGGGGGAGGUGCAGAGCCUGCAGGUGAGUCAGAAGCGAGAAAUUGAAGAGCUCUAUCGAGAGAAAGGUAAAGCCCCGCCCCCCAGCAUUAUCCCUCCGGCGGCCAUGUUGAAACACCGCCACCGCCGUCUCUCCAAACCAGCAAACUACACCCUGCCUCGCAGAAACAGCCUGCAGAGACAGGACAUACCGCCCCCUUCAGGCAUCAUGAGGAAGAACUCAGUGAGCGGCAGCAGCAGUGGAUCUCAGGACAAAGCUCUGAAAGGUGUGACGUUCGCUCCAGGAUACGGCUGCAUGGUGAGCAGAGAACCUCAGCUCCCAAAACCAAAGUGAGAGAGGAGCUGCUGAAGAACCUGCAGACCAUCAGAGCUGCAGACACAUUUCAGCUCCUCAGGAGGAAACGGAGCUUCAUGCAGAUUCAACCCGAUGGUUUCAGAUCUGAUGCUUCAGGGUCCGAACCGGACUGAUACGUUCAGCAUCAUGAAGAUAUUAAAGUUAAAGAAAAUCUGGAUUCAUGUUUCAGAUGAUGUAAGAGAUUUGGAAAAUCUGGAAGCUAACUGGGUGUGACGAAGGCUCCCGCCAUGAAGGCAGCUUUAAACCUGUUUUAUUUAUUUAUUUAUUCUUAUUUUUAUUGCUAAGCUUCACCAUGGCGACAUAUUUUUCUCAAAAUCUUGUUUAUAAAUGUUAAUAAGUUAAUAUGUUAUUGCUGCUGGUUCAGUUUCUCAUCAGGUUGAAGUUACAGCAGCAGCUCAUCUGUGCCUUAUUUAAUGGAUUGCUGCUGAAGCUGAACAUAAAACCUGGAAGUUGUUUUUGCUUCGGUUUUUAAAGUUUGAAACAUUAAGAAGGUUUAAUAAAAUAUUCCUGACGAGUCUCAUAUUUUUGUAAAAUCUUACCUGCGGAUCGAUAAGAGAUAAAUUAAUAACUGCUUGACUCUUC